This is a messenger RNA of Penicillium mononematosum, 2871 nucleotides long. Its product is annotated as tetratricopeptide repeat protein. Bases 1 to 2871 code for a protein of 956 amino acids. NCBI's taxonomy places the organism in Eukaryota, Fungi, Ascomycota, Eurotiomycetes, Eurotiales, Aspergillaceae. Gene Ontology annotation, molecular function: protein binding; ADP binding. The record is from RefSeq and is a predicted model, not a curated record. The transcript is spliced from 8 exons.
AUGGGAGGACAGACCUCAGAAGCAAAUCUCUCCCUUUUAUGGGAGAAUGCUGAGAAGAGCUAUCAUCAGGAUCUUGCUAGUGACAAGGAAUUUGCCAAGAUACUCGAGACUAGAAGCCUCGAGGAGCUUCUUGCAGACACCCAUGUCCUACAGCCAGUUGAUCCCUUCGACAGAGAACUUCCAUGCACAAUCGAUCGACUCGAGCCAGCAUUCAAAUUGUUGAGUGAUUUCUUAGUGAUACUGAAAAUGUCAUAUGGCGCGGAUUCGGCUCAAACCGCGCUAGUAUGGGGUAGUAUACGAGUGAUUUUGACGCUAGCGUCCACCGCAGACAGCAUUUUGCAAGACAUAUUCGACAUGGUUGAAGAGCUGGCCUUGACACUACCGCGUCUGAAGUGCUGCGAGCACACCAUCUCAAUGGAUGCGGAUAUGGAAAUCGCACUGCUGGCCCUUUACCAAGAGUUCAUUUGCUUCUAUGCCCGCACCAUCCGUAUUUUUCGGGAUUGCCGGCACUCGUUUCUGUUGCGCAGCUCAUGGCCCACCCUCCGUGCUGACUUUCACCGAACCAUCCAACGAGCCAAGCGUCUGUCUAGCGAUAUCGAGCGCGAGGUCGACCUCAGUAGAGUGCAACUGGACAAUGAGAAAUACCGUGUUGUGCUCGACUUUAUGGCGGAGUUGAAAACUCAGAGGUCGAAGAAUGUCAACCAAGUUGCCCACUACCUCCCUUUCGCAGAAUGCUCUCAUUUCUAUGGUAGAGAUUAUAUUCUCCGCCUGAUCGAUGAAGCGCUGUUCGUGUAUCCUUCUACUCGCUCACUUCGAUCCUUCGCGUUAUAUGGCAUGGGAGGAGUUGGAAAGACACAGAUUGCAUUGAAGUACGCCAACGCGUCGCGUGAGAAAUUCGAUGUUAUAUUAUGGAUUUCAGCCGAGAAUCCGGUAACAAUUUGGCAGAGCUUUCGAAGGAUCUCCAAGAUACUUGAUUUGAUUGAACCAGACACAGAGCUGGACGAGUAUGCGAUCAUAGUUAAAGUCAAGGACUGGCUAUCAGCCGCAAAGUCCCGCUGGCUCCUUAUAUAUGACAAUGCUGAUGACUUGAGCCUAAUCAAGCACACUUGGCCUGCAGGAUAUGGAGGGUCUGUGCUGGUUACCAGCCGAGACUCGACAGCGCCCUUGUACCCCGCCUCGGCAGGUUGUCAGGUACCUGCUUUUGAUACAGAGGAUGGAACUGCCGCAUUGCUCGACAUACUCGGACUGGAUUCCGAGUCUACCUCGCACCAAGCCGAAGCUAAGCUAAUCACUUCAAAGCUUGGAGGUCUGCCUCUCGCGCUCAACCAGAUCGGUGGAUUCAUUGCCCAAAGGAAAAUGCCCCUCGAGGAUUUCCUCGCCUUCUACGACCGAAAUUCGCUUAGUGUGGAUGAAACUGGAUCGGAAAGCAUGGAUUCCAGUCAUACGCUUGCAACUGUGUGGGAAAUGGCGCUGAGCCAGCUUUCGCCGAAUGCUAAGGUCCUGCACAUGAUUCUAUCCUUCCUGGAUCCCAACGGUAUAGACGAGUCGGUCCUUAAAAACGGUGCGAAUAGGGCAAAUGACCCAGCCUUGCGGUUCAUGGUAGAUGAGAUAGAAUUUUUGGAUACCCAGAAAGAACUCCUCCAAAGAUCCCUUAUAGACAAAUCUAGUGAAAGCGGACUUAUAUCCAUGCAUCGUCUUGUUCAGCUCGCUGUCAUACGUCGAAUGAGCACCGAAGAGCGAGAGGGGACAUUUUUGCUCGCCAUGGCAAUCGUCGCCGAAAUCUUCCCAGAUACAUACAGUGCAGACAUAGGUCACCAGGUUGCCUCCUGGAAGGAUUGCGAGAAGAGUCUAUCCCACGUUGGGAGCAUUGUGGACAAAGGUGGUGAAUUCAAGAUUUUUGAAGAGAGGAAUCAACGGUUUGCAGAGCUUCUGCUCCGCUGCUCCUGGUAUCUCUAUGAGAAAGAGAACUACAGUCUUGCCCGUUCAUACGUCGAUAUUGCUCUGAAGAAAUUUAUAGAAAAGGACUCUCUGACGUACGCGAGUGCAGUGGAUCUUGGAGGUUUAAUCGAUCUUGACAUUUGCCAUCCCUCGGCUGCGUUGAAGGCCUUCGAGCAAGCAUACAAAAUACGUAAAUCCGUCCUUCCGAGUGAUGACUUGUUCCUGGCGGCCAAUCAGGUCAACCUAGGUCUUGCUCUCACUGAGAUUGGCGAGUUUGAAAAGGCUCAUGGCUAUUUCAAGCAGUCAAUCGAUAUCCGGAUCAUGCACAGCAGUGACAGAAUUGGUAACUCCUACAGCAACAUGGCCAGUUUGCUGCUGAGGAUGGGAAAGCCCGACGACGCUGAAGCUAUGCUCAAGAGUUGCCCAUCAUUAAAGGACUUUUCAGAUGAGACAUUUCUCCAGACCGGAAAUCCUAGAUUCUCUGGGUCGGUUCUCCUUGUGAACCCGAAGUCUAUGAUCGGAACUAACGUCGUCCAGGGAUAUGGUGCUAUUGAGCAGAAUCAGUUUGCAUCCAAGGCCUUAAGUUUCCGAAGGAAAUACUGCAACGAGCGGCUCAAGGUCUGCGACUCGCUUUAUCAGGUAUCGGUUCUUCAUCACGAGACAGGGGAGUUGGAACUUGCUCAACAACUACUCCAAGAGUGUAUCGUGAUAUCUGAAGCCCUUCCCCAGGCUGAGGGCCUAGGGCAUCUCGCACGCGCAAACUACAAGGCAUCACAGGUCCUGGAAGGCCUGGGAAACCUCGAGGAAAGUGCAUUGCAUCUAGAGAAGGCAAUAGAUAUACGCGGAGAGCUUACGAAGCCGGACGGAGAUUACGUCCUUGUAAACGGGGUUGACUCCGAUUUCGAUAAUCUGGUCCCGUGGAUGCUGUGGUGA